AUGUCCGGUCUUCGGUCAUACAUCCUCGACGAGGAUCCAGAGAGCCCAGCAACCUUGCACUCCUCUCCGCCCCCUCCUUCCAGACGCCACCAACAGCAACAGCAACAGCAACAGCAAGCGAGCAACGCCCCCAGGACUACUGCCGCAUCUUCAACCUAUCCAAGAUUACGAGCACUCUAUCUCCACUCUGAUGCUGAUGCUUCCUCAGACUUUUCAGAACUCGAACUCCAUCGACCCGUCCCCUCGUCCUCGGGAGGCGAAGGUGGUCUAGGAGACUUUUCCGACUACGAGACCCCACUGCCAGGUCGAUGGGAUCUGGCUGCUCAUUGGCAUAUGGGCGAGUACUACAGCGAGGGAGUUGAGGGAGAUGCAGACGAUGACGAUGACGAGGACCGUGACCUUGACACGGACUUGUCAGAGGGACCUACGCCUGGACCAGGAUUACGAGCAGGCCGUUGGACAGGUGGCAGUGACAGUGGAAUGCAACUUGACAUGGGGCGUGUUCGGGAUAUCCUGUCAAGUCCUAUUUCGACCCCUAUUGCGUUCAACAACAUUGAACUGUCGAGUCGUACUACAACAAGUGACUCUGUCACGACCGCAGGACCGAGCGCAAGCACAGGCACAAGCGCAGGAGGAGGAGGAUCCAUGUUUAGCAGCAACCUUAUUGGCAGCAUGGCAGACAUUGACUCGUCCACAAGCGAAGACAUCCUCUCCAGUCAUCAUCGUCAUCAGCAUCGGCCAUAUCAACCACACACCAACGCACCAGAGCGAUCAGUCCGCUUCUCCAGAGACGCGGCUCCUCCAACACGACCAUUCCAAACACCACAGCCCACGGCAGACAUUAAUACAUCCACACCAACACUCGAACCCAUGACACCCGAGAUCUUCACACCUGUCUCCGGCUCUAAUAUUGGAACCAACACUCAUGAUGUCGACGACAUUAUGCAGUCGACACGCUCUCUGACAGAGAUCGUUGGCGGUACCCUGGGUAGUCUCAAUCAGUACCGAUCAUCGACUCGACCGCAGGCGCAGCCUUCCUCAGGCACAGGACAAGACAGCUCUCUUGGUGGCAGCUUUGACCAUUCAGGCCACUCUCGUGUGUACAGCCCCUCUCGACUGACAGAUUUUACUGGACAAGGAAGCAGUCGGUCCCAGUUUGUCCGUUACCCCUUGCCACCCGGCGGCGGCAAUGGUCAGAGUCGAUUGGCAGGAGGGUCUGGAGGAGGAGGAGGAGGAAGAGGCAAUGGCUCUCUUCAACAACCACAGCAUCACCACCUAUUCGCGUUGGCAGCCUCGAACAGACAUGGACUGGUGUCUUCACCUCGAGGUCACCAUUCGCCGUACUGGGGCGCACAGGAGAGAUCUCGUCGACACGGAUCUCAGUCUCCUAGGUACUCUUCGACAUCUUCUCCUAACUCUUCCACCUCCUCUUCAAGAAUCGGCUCGCCGGUGUUGGGACCACAAUCGGCUGUGCUGAAGAGCCAAGAAACCGAAGACGGCGAGAAUGGACUGAUGAUGACAGAGCAGCAGGGUGAAGGACAUCGCCUCCACCAACUUGCGACAUGCAACACUCUUCUCACUGGUGCAAGAGAAGGAGGAGCAAGUCAACAAGCCAGCGGGAUGUCUCAAGGCAUCGGGAUUAGUCGUCAGCAGCAAGGAGCAAGUCGACAGGGAUCUUCGAUUUUAGCCACCGACAACGAACAAAAGAUCACGUCGCUGCCGUCGUUUGCAUCGUCGGUCUUCAUGCCGGUUAUUCAGGGGACAACGCUUAUACCGUGUGAGACAUACGGGCCUUCAGGAAUGUACCGAAGAUCCAGAACCAACCAUCCGAGACGGCCAUGUUGCUUCUUGCAGGCAGGACAAAAGUUCAAUGGGACCCAAAGCCUCAAGACCAUGACUUCGACACUUUCAGGAAUGCGAGCUCGCCAAGUCGAAGAGUGGAACGUCAAAGUCUCGAUCAGUGCAGUGGAUUACUACGCAGGAACGGUGUGUGGACAUAUGGAAGCGAUGGAUGUCCCUAUGUCUGUCUCAAACGUCGUCACCUUCUGGGAAGGCGAGAUUGUCGACUUUGACAACCAUACACUGUGGACAAGGAAAUGGGCAGCAAAGGAGAAGACAGAUCUGGAUCAUUGGAGGCGGCUGGAGGCUUUCAGGGGCAUGGACGAAAAGCACAUCAUCAAAGGAGCGGAAAGCGGUCGCUUCAAGGGACAAGUCACCCAGAAGUAUAUCUUUAUGCGAUGGAAAGAGAGACACUUUGUGAAUGUUAGUGAGCAGACGAGCGGACUGACGAUUGCAGGAUUCUACUAUGUGUCGAUGCGGCGGUCGGAUGGGUAUGUGGAGGGAUUUUACCAUGAUCAGGCGUCAACACCAUUCCAGCACAUCUCACUCAACCCGACCUUUGAAACCGCUGGCUUCUCCUCCCCCAUCUUCGAAUUUGCCUAG
Messenger RNA from Linnemannia hyalina, 2442 nucleotides. NCBI's taxonomy places the organism in Eukaryota, Fungi, Mortierellomycota, Mortierellomycetes, Mortierellales, Mortierellaceae. The record is from the annotation of a GenBank genome assembly.